AUGGUAUCUACCCGCGCUAAAGCUAACGCCCCCUUGCUCGCCGCUACCGUCGCCGCCGGCACCAAUUCUAUGGUGCAGACCAUGGAUGCACUCUCACCACCUACCAUGGGACCUGGUGAGAUGGUGUCCGAUGAUAUGGAGGUGGAAAUUCACGAUUUGACCUCUCCGGUGGCCGAAAUGCGCGAUUUUGGCUCUGGCCGAUUUUCGCCUGCGCCCGCCGCUGCCUCCGCCGCCAACGGUUCAACGCCUAUGGAAAGUGAGGAUGCAGGCUCACCACCUACCACCGGACCCCCUGAGUUGAUUUCCGGGGAUAUGGACGUGGAAUUCCUUGAUUCGAUGGCUCCGCGGCCGCGGAAGCGCAUCCCCACGACACCGACCAAUUCGACUGCGACCGCCUCCACCAACGCCACCCCCACUUCCACGCCUAUGCAUAGUGCCCACAUCACCUCACCACCAUCGAAUGAACCCACCGAGGUCGCUACCGGCGACAGAAUGGCUGAAAUCCACGAUUUGGGCUCGCCGCUGGCCGCCAACGGUGAUUUUCGCCAGCUACAACCAUCACCCGAGGAUGUCGUCAGUACUGCGGACCGCCGCCGCCCUGCGCAAGCUCCAGCCACAUUACCUGUACGUGCUGUUGACCCUGGCUCACAUGGAGACAGUCAGCCGCGCGUGCAACCGCGCCCCCGUGGUUCUGCAGCUUCGGCUACAUCGGCUACACCGGCCCACCCAUCACCUCCGACCGAUCCAUGGGCCGCUUUUGCCUCCACGCGUGUCCAGGCAGCCAAGGCAUCCCGUGCGAAGGAUGUGGGGAUCCACCGUCCAUCCAUGGUCGACCUGGGACCUCUCCUGGCCAAGCAUGCUGCAGGCACCCUGGCCUUCCAUGACACGAUGCCUAUCCAGAAGCAUGACAAGCGUGAGGUCAUCGGGUGGCUCCACAUGGACACGGGCAUUCACACCAAGGCGAUCAACGAGGAUGCCGCCAUGGCGUCGCUGCUGCAUGACAACCAGUCGUUGGUCAAGGGUGACACGCUUGUCGACGUCAUCAAGUUGACACUGCUCUGCGUCAACUUCAAGGGACGACAUUGA
This is a messenger RNA of Aphanomyces astaci, 1086 nucleotides long. RefSeq lists its product as hypothetical. The record is from RefSeq and is a predicted model, not a curated record. The transcript has 2 exons. Lineage: Eukaryota; Oomycota; Saprolegniomycetes; Saprolegniales; Verrucalvaceae. The coding region runs from base 1 to 1086 and encodes 361 amino acids.